AUGGCUGUAAAUAUGAUUCGUGAUGCCUGGAGCGAGGACUGCUAUUGGUACCUGAAGCUCCAGAUGGGACCUGCACUGCUGCGAUGCGGAGGCUGCAGCUGGAGGUCCUGGCCUAAGUUAAUGCCCAAGGGAACGGAUGCGGCGCUAAUGCAUACCGCCGCCUCCAAAGAUUUGCGCACUCUCGUCGCCAAUUUCGCAACUGGUCUGGCUCCUAAUGUGGUAUCUGCCUUGCUGGCUCGCCCCCUAGCCUCGCUGGACGCCUGUCGCAUUAUUCUUCCCAGCCACACACACGACCGAUCCACAGACCCUCGCCUAUCCAAUCGAAACGCUGCAUAUUUCUUCGAAUAA
Paracoccidioides lutzii Pb01 is the source of this 348-nucleotide messenger RNA. RefSeq lists its product as hypothetical. The record is from RefSeq and is a predicted model, not a curated record. The transcript has 2 exons. Bases 1 to 348 code for a protein of 115 amino acids.